Molecule: messenger RNA, 1505 nt
Organism: Rhinolophus ferrumequinum (greater horseshoe bat)
Lineage: Eukaryota; Metazoa; Chordata; Mammalia; Chiroptera; Rhinolophidae
Gene: ENKD1
Product: enkurin domain containing 1
Exons: 7
Coding region: 185-1276 (363 amino acids)
Cellular component (GO): cytoplasmic microtubule
Source: RefSeq, a predicted model, not a curated record
GGCAGCUGCGGGCAGUCUAAAGCUGUUCUGGUGAGCCCCCAGCCCGGGUGUUGAGAGGGAGGGGCCACGACCGGGGCAGGGAAGUGGGCUAGGAGCGGAGGCGGCUAGUUGCAGGCCGGGGACCGGGAAUGGAGGCAACGCCGGGGUCAAGGUCCGGGUCCAGAGAGGAGGUCGGGGGCCCGAGAUGUUUAGCCCGGCAGGCCUCGGUGCAACAUUGCAGGGCGACGGCGGCGGCAUGUGCGAGGGCCUGUCCCGCAUCUCGGGGCCCAUCCCCCCAGACCCUACGCUUUGUCCUGACUACUACCGACGGCCGGCCUCGGCCCAAGGGCGCCUUGAGGGAAACACGCCGAAGCUGGACCUGCUGACCUCGGACGCGGACCUGGACGUCACCCCGCCCCGCGGCCCCCGCAUCCGUCCUGGAGCUGUAGAGAUUCUGGAGCGUGGUCGGCGCGGCGUGGGGGCCAUGCUGCUGCAACUUGGGGGUAUCUCCCUAGGCCCAGAGGCCUCUCCCAAGAGGAAGGAACCUAAAGACCAUGAGAAGGAGAAUCUGAGACGUAUCAAGGAAAUCCAGAAGCGCUUCCGCGAGCAGGAGCGCAGCCGGGAACAGGGCCAGUCCAGGCCCCUGAAGGCUCUGUGGCGCUCGCCCAAGUAUGACAAAGUGGAAUCCCGGGUCAAGGCCCAGCUGCAGGAGCCCAGCCCUGCCUCUGGAACAGAGCCUGCCCACUUCCUGCGGGCGCACUCCCGCUGCGGCCCUGGGCUCCCACCACCCCGUGUCCCCAGUCCCCAGCUAACCCCACUAGGUCCCAAUGCCAAGGGGCAAGGCCUGGGUGUGGACUUCAUUAGCCACAAUGCCCGCACUGCCAAGAGGGCCCCCCGGCGGCAUUCCCGCUCGCUGCAAGUCCUGACACAGGUGCUGGAGCAGCAACAGCAAGCCCAGGAGCACUACAAUGCCACACAGAAGGGCCACGUGCCCCACUACUUGUUGGAGCGCCGGGAUCUGUGGCGGCAGGAGGCUGAGGCCCGCAAACAUAGCCAGCCAGACCCUACCAUGCCCCCUGGCCACACUCGCAUGCCUGAGAACCAGCGGCUGGAAACACUGAGCAAUCUGCUGCAGAGCCAGAGCCAGCUGCUGCGUGAGCUGGUACUGCUGCCCGCUGGAGCAGACUCACUGAGGGCGCAGGGCCACCGUGCUGAGCUGGACCGGAAGCUGGUGCAGGUGGAGGAGGCCAUCAAGAUCUUUUCCCGCCCCAAGGUCUUCGUGAAGAUGGAUGCUUGAGCCCUUUUAUAGGGGUAGUGACAGGGGUUCUUGCUGAGGAUCGCUGCAUGGUUGCAAAGGACAGGAUCAGGUCCCAUUAUAGAGUCUGAAGACAGGAGCAGUAGAGGGCUGUAUGUAUCCCCAGAGCAUUCUUCCUAGCCACUGGUAGCUGCGGAAGGGCUAUCCCAGCCUCUUAACUCUUUUGUCAAAAUUAAACCUUUUGUACACAGUGGGGUUUGUUUCCAUAAGA